GUCUGGGACCGCGGAGUAUCCCAGGUGCCGGCAGCUAAACGUGGCCGGGUCUGCAAGCAACACCAGCGGGGAAAGUUUCCCUGUUUCUUGUCGCCUGCUUUAACGCCUUAAACAGCCCGCUGAAAGCUGCAGCAGGUGCUAGGUAGCAUCCUACCGGCCCUCGGGAAAGGCGGAGUGGGGAGGCGAGAGCACCUUAGCCUCCUUGACCUCCCUUCCUGGUGACGGACGAACAGUUCCGUGGAAUUUCGCUUCACCGAGUGACCUUGAGCCCAGGGCGACGGUCAGCUUGUUCCUGGCUGCAGGAGACAUCCCAGCAAAGCCCACACAGCUUGGAGGCUGCUCCACUGUUGACACAAAUACUUACCACGAGCCUCUUGGAGACAGGAAAAAACGGGAGAUUCUCCGUGUCUGUUCUGCAGUCCCUUUGAUCAUUUUGAGGUUGGGAGCCGUCUUUACUUCUUUAGUCCUUCUGAGUGAACUUUGUGAGAAUUUUAAUGCAUGGAAAAACUGUCCACGUUCCAACUGCUGUACAUCCAAAAGUCUCAGUGUAAUAGCAGGACCAAAAUAUUCUGUCAAUCAGCUGACCAUAUUCUUAAUGACUACUAAAAUCUCGUGGACUUCUAAAGAAGCGCCAUGGCCUGUGCUGCUGUUAUGAUUCCUGGGUUGUUGCGGUGCUCUGUUGGAGCCAUCCGUACUGAGGCUGCUUCACUGAGAUUGACACUCAGCACUUUGCGCCACCUUACUCUAACCAGCAUAAUGAAAUCCAAAAGGAAAACUGAUCACAUGGAGAGAACUGCAAGUGUCGUUCGACGGGAGGGUCUUGCUCUGUCACCAGGCUGGAGUGCAGAGAUUGUGUCAGCAGCUAAGGUGUGUGGAGCUGCCAGUGAGUCACCGUCAGUGAAGAGCCUCCGCUUGCUUGUUGCUGAUCAAGAUUUUUCCUUUAAAGCUGGCCAGUGGGUUGAUUUUUUUAUUCCAGGAGUCUCUGUGGUUGGUGGGUUUUCAAUAUGCUCCAGUCCCAGACUGCUAGAACAAGAGAGAAUGAUAGAAUUGGCAGUGAAAUAUACAAACCACCCUCCUGCCCUCUGGGUUCACAAUACGUGUACACUUGACUCAGAAGUGGCUGUGAGAGUGGGUGGAGAGUUCUUCUUUGACCCUCAGCCUGCGGAUGCCUCUAGAAACCUCGUGUUGAUUGCAGGAGGAGUCGGAAUUAACCCUCUGCUUUCCAUCCUGCGGCACGCAGCAGAUCUCCUCAGAGAGCGGGCAAACAAAAGAAGUGGAUAUGAGAUAGGAACAAUAAAACUAUUCUACAGUGCAAAAAAUACCAGCGAACUCCUGUUUAAGAAAAAUAUCCUUGAUUUAGUAAAUGAAUUUCCUGAGAAGAUUGCAUGCAGUUUGCAUGUUACAAAACAGACUACACAAAUCAGUGCAGAACUCAAGCCGUACAUCACGGAAGGAAGAAUAACGGAGAAGGAGAUAAGAGAUCAUAUUUCAAAAGAGACUUUGUUCUAUAUUUGUGGCCCACCUCCAAUGACAGACUUUUUCUCCAAGCAACUGGAAAACCACCAUGUAUCCAAAGAACACAUUUGCUUUGAGAAGUGGUGGUAGGAGGCAGACACAGAAAAGAUAAAGAGCAAGAAUCGAAAUUCACUUUGCCCCAUGAUCUUCACCAGAAUGGCAUACUUGCCUCUCCCCUCGUCAGAUUUAAAAGGUUUCUGUGAUUUAAGGUCUUCCAGCACCCCUCAGGAAGCUUGACAAUGAAGAGGAAUUAUUGAUGAAUGUGGAAAGGCCAGGGGGUGGGCAUUCAUUUUUAAUGACUACACUUCUUCCCUUGACUAAAUGGAAUCAAUCCUGCCUGCCUGAAUUUCAUCCAUUCAUCAUGCUGUCACAGUGGCUGACACACAGUAGGAACUCAAUAUUUAUUUGUUGGAUAAAUUUUUAAAAAGGUAUAUCUUACUUGUAUCACUAAAUGUUGUAUAUGAAGUGAAAUAUGGAUGUCUGAGAAAAUAGGACAAUUGAGUUUAUGGAAGAAAAAAGUGCAGAUAAAGAUUAAAGGUCAAACACUUCCGUUUGUCAUCUCAUUAUCCAGACCGUCAACAAGUCCAGUCUUGAAAAUACCUCUAGGAGCAUCCUGCCUUGCUAGUCCCCCUCAGUGGCACAUUCUGUUGGCUGCCAAAGCCAACAGCCCCUCGAUGGCCCAGGCCUCCUUCCUCACUGACACCCCCCAGGCCUGGACAAGCAUGACUCUUGACAAGUGGCAUGGGUCUGUGACUCAACCCUGGCCAAUGAGACCUGAGGAAAUCUGUUGGGGGUUUCUGGGAAAGGUUUUACUUGCUAAUAAAAAGGGACAUGUGGCAGGAAAAAACUGCUCCUGUUCACCAUUGUCAUCAUAUUUGCAUGAGACACCUAGAUUUGCCACAGUCACCUUGUGAGGAUCAUGAGGAGAGGCCCGCAGACAGGCUGAGGAUGAGUACAGAAAGAUGGCAGCACCUGGGACCCUGGUGGCAUCUUUAAGCCAUUGAAAAAGCUGACUCUGCAACCUCCCCAUCUUGCUCUAGACUUCCUGCUCAGUGAGAUGAGAUGAACACCCCUACGGCUUAAGCCACUUUUAGUCGGAUUUCCUGCUAUGAACAGUGGAAAGCAACCUAACUGAUACCCAUGACCACCACCCUUAUUCUAUUUCCCUGGGCUUCUGUUGCUCUAUCCACCUUUCUGGCCCUUUCUCCAGGGCCAGUUGUCCCAAUGUACAGCUCUCUGAUGAAAAUCCCACUAUGGCUCCUUUCAACCCAUUGCAAGAAGUCCAGGCCCUUGCCUCAACCACAAAGUCUUCCCCAGACUCUUCACAUGCAAACAUACUGUCAAGGACUCCCUACAGGGUGACCCUGGAGAGACAUCCAUGCAUGUUAUAUCCAUUUCCUAGGGUGGCUAUAAUAAAUGACCACAAAAUUGAUGGAUUACAACAAUAGAAAUUUCUCACAGUUCUGGAAGUCAGAAGUUCACAAUCAGGAUCACUGGGUCAAAAAUCAAGGUUAUAACAGGCCCCUGCUCCUUUUGGAGGCCAGGGGGAGAAUCCGCUUGUUUUUUUCCGGCGCUAGUGGCUGCUGGCAUUCCUUGUCUUGUGGCCUCAUUACUCUAAUCUUCAAAGCAUUUUCAACUCUCUACUCGGCCUUCUCCUCUAUGUGUGUAAAAUCUCCCUCUGCCUCUCCGUUAUACAGAUGCACACCCAGCUCUGCGUGCACACCCACCUCUGUGUGUAUAUCACCUCCUCUCUGGAAGGAGCGUUCUCUGUGAAAGGGAAACUAGGGAAGUGAGGGUCCGAGGAGAGAGGAGGAUUCAGUCUUUACUAUAUACACAUUUGCACUGUCAGCAUUUUGUUUAAAAUUACUAUAAAACCUCCAGUAACUUUUAUCUCAAUUUGCAAUGUAAUAUUCCUGAAUGGAAUUGUUUUUACACAUGCUCUUAGGCCAGGUUCCCUAGAAGCAGACACUAAGACAAGUAUUCAUGUGCAAGUAACUUAUUAAGGAUGUGCUGCCAGUGAGGGAGUGGGGGAAGUCGGACAACACAGUAGCAGCGGCCCAGGAAGGACGCAGUUUUAAGGACAUCCCGUGACCAGUGGCUUAGUCUGAUCCUGUGGGGAGCUCUGAGGGGUGAGUUACGCUCAGAGUUGUCCCCCUCUGAGGCCAGGGAGCAGAGCUUUCGUACACCCACACUCCUCUGUCAUUGACGAGGACCGCCUCAGGGCACUUGUGGCUCUUGUUGCUUAAAGCAGGGCAGGCUCCUGGAGCUCAGGGGCAGGGCUCUGCUAAGAGGCACAAGUGCUGCCUGCUUGAAGUGAAAGCACGAUGGUAAAAAGGGAGCUGAGGCAUCUAGAUCACCAACAUUAUCCAUUAUCAGAGGCAUCUGGGAGCUCACCCACAUUAUCCAUUAUGUGUUCUAAUUAUAAAAAAAAUUAAUAGAUGUGCCUUCUCUUCCAGCUGGCCUCUGCUCCUGUCACUUCCCACAGCAGGGAGCCCCCACACUCAAUCCCUUAGCCCAUUCAAGUCCUGACUUGACUGCCAAUACCCAGCUGGAGCCCAGUGUGUCCAGGAGGCCUUGCUCAGUCUCUGCUCUCUCCCAGGGCACUUCUGGUCAGCAGGGCACAAUUAGCCUUGAAUGCCUUCCUGUUUCCUUUGUAGGCUCUUCUUCCCGAGGCUCCUUGAUGUGUGGGGCGUCAGCAAACGCCCCUUUGCAUCCUUGUUCCUGGGCAUCAAAGAGCAGUCAUUCUCUUUGAGCCUAUGGAGUUUCCCAGUUCCCUGAGAGUUCUGUUAUGGAACCUCUAAUCUCCACCAUCUCAAAUGGUUUUCAUUCUUAUGUAUUCUUUCAUGGAUUAGUCUAGCCCACCUGCCCCAUGGGGGAGCAGGAGGGCUGGUUUUGGUCCAAUAGCCCAUCAUCUCUGUGUCCUGCCACUGCCACAAUCCACAUACAUUUCAGAACGCCCAAGCAAGUGGCUGCUGCCAAGGAGGAGGCAGAGGGAAAAUAAUGGCUAAAAGAGAUAAAAGAGGGACAGACAGCCAUCCCAGGCUCCAGUAUCCGAGGACAGGGUCAAAGCUUCAGAUCAGAAGUCAGGACUCAAUAAUCAGAUCAUGACCUUUUGGGGUCACUAUUUCUAAAUGUAAUCUCUUCCCCAUCAUUAUGGGAAGGCAAAUGACUUACCUGGGCAACACAAACUGUACAAACUAAGCUUUUCUCUGUGAAGUUCCUAAUAGCAGAAGAGUACUAGAGGCCCUCUCCAGAGACAAGAAGAAAGAAUUUCAGAGGCUCAGGGGAAAGUUUAAUAUGGCCCCAUGACAAGAAAUGCUCACAGGCCCGCUGGCUCCAGGUGGACAUGUCACCCUAAAAUAAAAGUUGGAGGCAACUAAGGAAAACCACUGUCGCUGUGGAGAUAGAUGAGUGUGAAUUUACAAGGACAGAAGGGGGUACCUGAGCCUCCAGGGAUGGUGACAGAAAUGAGGCAAACCCAAAAGAGGAGGAAUGUUGUGCCUGGAAUGAGCUGAGGUGUGCAGGUGGCGUGAGGUAUACACAUAUGCACCUCAGCCUAGAAUGAGAUGAGAUAUGUGAAUUACAUAUGUGCGUGUGUGCACACGUAUACACACACGCCGUUUAAAAUCAUGCUGAAAGCAAGAAGUUGCACAAGAAGAGUAUGUUCAAGACAAUAAAAAUGGGAUUAUUCAACUCCUAUUUUACUUUCUUUUCUACAAGGAGACAAAUAUGGCUAAAGUCUAAGAGACUCUGUGAAGUUUUCUCCCCAUUAAUGGCAUCACAGCAUUUAUAUCUGUGUUCAUCAGGAUUCUCCUGAGAAAGAGAAUCAGUAGGCUAUCUUGUAUCUAGAAGGAUUCAUUUUGAGGAACUGGCUUACAUGACUGUGGGGGAUGUAAAAUCCAAAGUCUGCAGGGUAGCCCAGCAGGCUGGAAAUUCCAGCAGGAGUCGAUGUUGCAGUUUUGAGUCUGGAGGCUGAAUUCCUUCUUCUGGGAUCUCAAUAUUUUUUCUUAAGGCCUUCAGCUGAUUGGAUAAGGUCCACUCACAUUAUGAAGGGUAGUGUGCUUUACUCUUCUACUGAGACGAAUGGUAAUCGCAUCUCAAAAUACUUUUAUAGCAACAUCUAGAUUGGUGUUUGAUCAAGUAACUGAGUACCAUAGCCCAGCAAAGUUGACAUAAAAUUAACCAUCACAGGAUAAUUCUGCAACUUAGUUUUCUUGUUUAACAUUUCCUGCAAUUCCUUCCAUGUCAGCUUAUACAGAAUGACCUAAUCUAUAAUAAGAAUAUAUUAUCUUUUGUUUAACCAUUCCCCUACUGAUGGACAUGAAUAUUGUUACCUUUUUUGAUAUUACAAAUAAUGCUGAGAUAAUAGCCUUGUCUGUGCCUUCUUGUGAACGCAUGCAUUUGUUUCUUUAGAAGAGAUGGACGUGAAGUAUGAAAUUGCUGAGUCAUGGAUGGGAGUGGGCAUUUCAAAUUGUUAGCAGAUGUUAGCAGUAUGCCCUCUGAAGCAAACUUGAAAAUUUUAAAUGAGCUCAAGCUGAGAUGAAUCACUUUUUUUUUUUUUUUUUUAAGGAAAAGGCAGUCAUCCAUACAUACUAUUCUGUAAACAGGUGUGUAACUGUCAAGGUGAGUGGCACACACGAAUUUGAUAGAAGUCAAAGUACUGAAAGAGCUGCUAAAAUAGAGCUGAGGCUAUUCUGACCUCCAUAGCACUCACCUGUGCUAUGAUUCGCUUUGCGGUGGGAAAGGAUGGAGAUGCAGCCUGGGAGGGGUUUGGGUGUUGAUUCCUGGGCCUUUCAUGGGAGUGAUUAUUUGCAGGAAAAUCAUCCCUAUCACAGGAAAAAGGCAGAGAACUGCUGUCUUUGGCACUAAAGACUAUGAUCUCAGAACCAAAAUAAUUAUCUUGGAGAAACUGUGGCAAUAAAAGAAAAAAACCAGAUGGUUUAAAAAGAACAAAUAUUGGCUCCCCUGUGAAUUCUAGAAACCAUAGAAAUUGAUGUUACUCCCUGGCAAAUCCUAGAGUGGAUUCUUAAAGAGAUGGUUGGGAGCCUUUGAAAACAAAAGCUUGAGCCCCAGAAACCUGCAGAACUUCAUGAAGACCAAGUGAGACCUAAUGUGUUGUUACACAGGAUUAUGAGACAGGGUUACAGGACAGAGUAGGUUUCAGUUACAGAAAAGCAUCUCAUCAAGCCUUUCAUGUAAAUACAAGAGAGGAACGGAAGGUGGAACAACAGGGCCACCUGAAUCCACUGCAGAAUGGUUUGGGUUAGUGUCAGGCACUGGUGGAGAGAUUCUUAUAGCCUGCCAAGGACUGUGUCCUUGAUCCAGUCUGUUUGCCAUUGAGACCAGCCAGGAGCCACCAUACAUAUGAAGCCUUCAGGGAAGCCAAGGCUGGAAGAUCCCCAGAAUGAAGGAUGAUAUAACCAUGAUCAGAAAUGUCUUGACAGGCUGGGGAAAUGGGCAGAAGCGAAUGGUAUGAGAUAAAAUGGGAGUUAACAAAAGAUUAAAUACGCAGGCAGAGAGUGGAGAAGAGCUGACUCCAGAGCCUCAUGACAAAGUCUGUGGGGUUGCAGAGGCUGUAAUGACGCCCUAAGCCAUUCUCCCCGCAGCUGUACUCGCGGAAGUCCAGUCCACCCUGAGAGAAGUCAAGUCCUCGCAGGCAGCAGCAGCUUUCUAGGAUGCUCAUGCCCUUCUGACCUCACCAACUGAGCAUGUCAGGGGUAAGCUGUAUGUGUUUCUAUAAGUUAGACCCAUUUUCCUAGUUACAUGUCUUAAAUGAUUUAAAAGCAUAUAAACUAUAAGUGCAAAAACAAGUUGUUUCUCAAAAAACUAAGUUGAAUUCCUUGAAGAGACUCAACAAAGAACAAUCACUAAAAAGUAACAACUGUGGCUGAAUUAGAUGUGUGUUGGGCGUGGGGACUAGAAAGACUAGAAAGAAAUCAUGAAAACAUAGAAGGAUUCUGCAGUCAGAUUCCAUUGAUACUUUAAAGAAACUGAUACUGGACAUUGUAGUUAGCACACUUUGGGUGUGGUUUAUAUGAGAAAGAUGAGGCAGAACUCUACUUCAGCAGACACUCAACUCAAAAAGACUGGCAAAUGGACAUGUGUUUACAUACUUUACAUUCAAAUAAAAUGUGUAAGAUAGGAAUCUGA
This is a messenger RNA of Macaca mulatta (Rhesus monkey), 7665 nucleotides long. NCBI's taxonomy places the organism in Eukaryota, Metazoa, Chordata, Mammalia, Primates, Cercopithecidae. The record is from RefSeq and is a predicted model, not a curated record.